AUGAGCAUGUUCAGCCUUGACUGGGAUUUCGGUUUCCUUCCGAACCGAUACAAAGGAUCCGAGAAGAACGGCUUUUCUGACGGCGGAGGCUCUUUCUCGUAUCAUUUCGGUGAGGUGUCGGGCGAGAACGUGUCCACGGGUACAGGACCACGUGGUGGCGACCGUGGAGAGGCGGCGGAUUUAGGUACGUACACGGAAAACAACGACGGGGCCACCCUGGCAGCAAACACAGCGGUCGACGCCAGAGGGGGAAGCCCUCAGGGCACCCAUCUGUCCGGUGCGGCAACCCCCAGACCUCCACGUGGUAGGAGGCGACAAAACCAGAAUGGUCUCGAUACUACCCAAGUUAAAACGGAACGACUCACGCCUGACAAUAACUCGACGUCGUCGAGGAGCGUGACGCCUUCUUCAUCGAGUCACCCGGGGACGCCGCCAAAUGCUACGCCCUUGGGAGGACCUGACGGUCCACCGCCACCUCAUCAUCUCAAGCACAUGGAACAGAUGAUGGGGCGAAACUAUAGUGAUUUCAUGAGGAGUCUCGCCGCCAAAUACAACAACGCCAACCCCAACGAUUACUUUAGCACACCAAGAAACGGUUAUCCUCCGGGUUUAGACCCGAGGUUUCCAGCCUUCAAGGCUGCAGCAACGCCAUUCGUUGGUCUAAUGGCGCCGUUAGGAGCUCCGCAACCAUCGACUGUCCCGACGACCUCACCGCUCUCCAACAAAGAUCCGAAAGAGCAAAAGCAGGAUAGUCUCUUCGGCAGUCCUGUGUUUCCGCCUAUGAUCGAUAUGUCAUCCACCCAGGCUCUUUUGCACAUGGUGCGAACUGCCAAUGCGGCACAAAGCGCUGCAGAAUUGGAAACAUAUCUCAAAGGCGCGAACAAAAGAGACACGGGGGUGACGAGUCCCUUGGACCUUUCGAGUCCCGGUGGUUUCGCACCUCGUAAGCGACAAAGGACGGAAACAAGGAGAUCCGAAAGCGUAUCCCCCAAACCGAAACCUACCGCGAGACCAACCACACCUCCGCCGGUCAGGUGUCCGACUCUCUAUGGCCACAUACCUUGCGGCGAUGGGCAAGCCGUAAAUCGCUGGACCAUCGAGGAUGUCGUCAAUUACGUUUCAUCAAUCGACAUAUGCGCCGAGUACUCACAGAAUUUCCGAGAGCACCGUAUAGACGGCGCAGCACUACCACUACUCUCGGAAAGCCACCUGACAGGCACGAUGGGUAUGAAGCUCGGUCCAGCCUUGAAGCUGCGCGUGAUGUUGGCUCGGAAACUCGGUGCCUGCACGGUAUGCUUGCACUGUGCCCACUGUCACCAAACGCCCAGCAGUUGGCGUGAUCCCGACGCCGCCGUCUCCGGACCCGAACCGGGCCCUCAGGAUAGAACGGCGUAUACCUCGCCCGGUACGCAAACCAGAAGUCGUCUUCAAAAAGCCUAUCAAACAGUGACUCGCGAACGAUGUGUUCAAUCGAAGAAGACGAUUUCAUAUGUAUCAGGAACCAUGGAGACUCCGCCUGUCAAUAAUUAA
Mycetomoellerius zeteki is the source of this 1530-nucleotide messenger RNA. RefSeq lists its product as uncharacterized. The transcript is spliced from 8 exons. Gene Ontology annotation, cellular component: nucleus; PRC1 complex. Gene Ontology annotation, molecular function: histone binding; chromatin binding. Lineage: Eukaryota; Metazoa; Arthropoda; Insecta; Hymenoptera; Formicidae. Bases 1 to 1530 code for a protein of 509 amino acids. The record is from RefSeq and is a predicted model, not a curated record. Gene Ontology annotation, biological process: negative regulation of DNA-templated transcription.